This is a messenger RNA of Dalotia coriaria, 6382 nucleotides long. Its product is annotated as cilia- and flagella-associated protein 47-like. The record is from RefSeq and is a predicted model, not a curated record. Gene Ontology annotation, biological process: cilium assembly. Lineage: Eukaryota; Metazoa; Arthropoda; Insecta; Coleoptera; Staphylinidae. Gene Ontology annotation, cellular component: cilium.
AGUCAAAUCUUGAUUUUUUUCUUUAAUUUUUACUAUUUUUUAUGGACAAUAUGUUAGCAUUAAGUAAAUCAAACGAAAGGGAAGUCCCAGAACUUUCGGACAUAUUAGUUCCUCAUCCGUAUUUAGAAACGAAUGGGGUUCGCAUCAUGCCGAAAAUGUUGAUGUUAGCAAAUCCAUUCGAAGGGAAAAUCUUCAAAGAAACAAUAACCAUACGCAAUUGUGGUAGGAAUCCGGCGUUUAUCCGGGUAUUACCCGCGAGUUCUUCAGGUGUUCACAUAAAGACAAUCAAAAAUGGCGUGUUUCUUGCUUCCGGGAUGCAAAUCAAACGAGUGGUUACUUAUAAAGUGCGAAUGAUGACUUUGAUCAAGACCUGCUCCAUUCCAAUUCAUAUUAAUGAUGAAGACUUUGUUGAUUAUCCAAUUAAAAUAGGGAUGACUCCGGUUAAUCUACAGAUUAAACCAGAUACACUUCUGGAUUUCGGACAGGUGGACGCAGGUAGUAUGCCCACGAAGCGCACACUCACCAUCGUCAACGCAGACGUCAAGCCAGCGCGCUUUUUUAUCGAUCUGGGUCCGAACGAAUUGGACCUGGCCGUCGAACCCUUACGCGGUAUUAUUAUGGGUGAAGAUGAGGUUAAAAUCACAGUGACAGCUGUAUUUCCUGAUGAAGGUCAAUAUGAAACUGAUCUAUGGAUAAUAGCAAUCAUUCCAACUUAUAUCCAUGUGAAGGCUUCCGUGGGUAUAGCAAGUAUCACACCACAAUUUGUCCCGCAUACUCCUAGCUUCACUUUGAUUCAAUUCCCGAUUACUUACUAUGGGGCCACUGCUGUGCGCAAUGUCAUCAUGACCAAUUGUAGCAUAGCCCAGUCAUUUUUCUGUGUCCUGGGAGAAAUAGAAAUGGAGACUUUUACUUUGAAAAAAUUAAGCAGGGAAGUUAAGGAUUAUAAAUACUUUAAAAUAUCACCUGAGGAAGGCAGGUUGUUGCCCAAUGACGUGCGGGUAUUCCAAUUUUUAUAUUCUCCACGGUUGAAGAAGAAAGACCAUAAACAGAAUUAUCAUAUUGUUAUGAUGCGAAUCAAACGGUUACAAUUAAAAGACUUAAAUCAGGAUGAUUAUCCAGGGAAUCUUUUUGAAGAAUUUACUGUACAACCAGCAAGUACCAGUGAGAGGAGAAGCUCAGUGGUUUCAUCAAUAUAUGAAGAAUAUGCAUCCAUCAGUUCAAUAGAUUAUAAGAUGCCUAAUAUCCCUGAACUUGAUAAGACCACUUCAAUAGAUGUCCGGUUGAUGCUCUAUGGUCAAGUUGAAGAAGUGAAUGUUACAGUCCUACCAGAUGCCUUAACCUUAGAAAACCUGGAAGUUGACGAAACUGUAACACGCGUGUUUCAAAUCCAAAACAACUGUCAAACCCUACCAAUAAUCUUCCGAUAUCAAAAACUUGCUUUCGUGGACAUUGAACCUAAACUAGGAUACCUGAAUCCAUUGGAAUCUGUGGAGGUUAAGGUACUGGUCACUCCAAAAAGUUACCACAAACAUGACACAAACAUUGUCUUUGAAUUAUUAUACUACAAUGAACCUAGAACUGACAAUGAACUAGUCGUGGUAGGUAAAUGUAAAAUACCUUUUAUAAUGUCCCAGAAGAUUACCAGUAAGAAGCUACCAUCAGAUCCUUUGAUAGGAAAAAAGUUCCCGUUUAAAAAACCUAAUCAACGCCCAAAAACUCCUAUAAUGAAUGCGUUGGUAAAGAGUGAUAUCUACAUAGGUCUACCAGAUGAUAGACCUGCAAAUAACCUACCAGAUCCAUAUGGAAGAACCUUCAAAUCAAUUUAUGCAGCCCUUCCUAGAUAUCAACCUAAUAUCAACGAGUAUGCUUUGACCUCACAUGAUCAAAGUCUUCUGGAUGUCAAAAAUUAUUAUAAUAUUUAUAUUAACAUGGCUGCCAAGAAGAAAAACCCGAAUCAGUUGAAGAUUUAUUAUUGGAAAGAUGUAGAGCCAUACCAAUCCAACCAGAAACAGGAAAAGAUUCGGAUACAAGUAACCUUGGAGUUUAUACCUCUAACACCUAUACAAUUAGUUUUAAUUGAUAUAGAACCCAGGAAUACCUUGGUGGAUAACGUGGCUUUCAAUUCCUCGUAUACCCACACCUUGAAUGUCAAAAAUGGUACCAAUAGUUUCCUUAAAAUAUUCCUCAAAGGUCGUUCAAAUGAAUAUCUAUUCCUCAACGGGAAUAGAUUUACCAUACCUCCGAAAACCAACAAGGACCUCACCUUCAUGAUUUAUAUUUUUGCUCAGCCUGUACACAACUAUGAGUUGGAUGUGAUCAUCAACAAUAGUUUUGUUGUUAAAACCACGGUUUUAAUCAAAGCACGCCCAAAACGUUUGACUUUGAAUACAGACAUGUUGACAUUCUACGAGAAUGAACCUCCUUGUAAAUUCAUUGAACUCCAUAAUGAACUGAAUGUGAAUAUUCCGUUCCAAUGGAAGGUCCCACCUUCAAUUCAGGUUGAUCCCAUGAAAGGUGAAGUGGUUUCAGGGAGAUUCGUCGCGUGCAUGGUCUCCUUCGAAAUAGGUCUUGCUGAGAAUAUGGUUUAUAACCUAGGAUUAUAUACAGAGAACAAAUUCUGUUCUUUGAGGGUACUGGUUGAAAGUACCAACUACAAAAUUAGAAUACCAAAGGUUUUAGCCUUUGAUCAACUGGCAUUGAAUGUUCCUUGUAAUAGAAUCAUACCAUUGACCAACUUCAGUUCACAAAGAGUGAAUUUCAAAGUCCAAGAGAAACACCUACCUGAUGGGUUUAAGGUACUGCCUAAGGACGGAUAUAUCAAUCCAUGUGCAACUGUUGAUUUAUCUGUAUGUGCCAGUUUUAACACUCUGGGAAGUUUUAAGUUUCAACUGGAGAUUAUUGUGUUAUACAUGAAGAAAUUAUCCUGUGAGGUGUCAGGGACUGUGAUCUUCCCCGAAUUGACUUUCAAACCGGAUGUAUUGAGAUUCCGCAAAAUGGCUGCUUCCAGUUUUGAUAUAGCUUGUAUCACUGUUGUGAAUAAUUCGGAUGUGGUUGCUGCUUUACAAUUUGAUACCGACAGAUUCCCAGAGUUUAGUUUUUCUGAAUAUGCCAACACUCCAUUUUUGACAGAUAAGGAUAUAUUGUAUAUCCAAGCGAAAGAAGAGAAAAAAUUCACUAUACAUUUCUAUCCGUUUAAUCCAUUGGUGACAUCAUUUCCUUUACCGUUGAUCAUCAACAAAAUCAACACCAGCAACAAAUCAAAAACAGUUCUAAUCACCAGACCUUCUAUCAAGGUCUACACCCAAGUCCUGAGUUAUAAGUUGGAAGUAAUGUCAUGGAAAUACAACUUUAAAUACUUUCCAUAUUUUGAUUAUAAAAACAUCACGAGUCAUUUGAUCAAAAUCUCCAACCCAUGCAAAAGUGUAACUACGUUCUGUAUUCGCUUAGAUGAAUUAUCAGAACCUUUUGGGUUUAAAUACAAAGAAGGAGUUAAACCCAUUGAUUAUAAAUGGUCCAUGGUAGUGGAACUACAAUCCGAUGAUUUUGUCACUUUUGAAGCCACUUACAACCCUGUUGAACCCGGUGAACACAAUAUAAGAUUACCAGUUUAUAUCAGAGAUGAUUUCACGCAGGAUAUGCACAAUUAUUUUUACUUUGAAGGAGUAUUCCCGAAAGCCACGUACAAAUUCAAAGAAGAAUCCAUUCACCUUGGAUGUAUCCCAUUGAAUUUCACAGUAUCCAAGCGGAUUUUUAUUGAUAUGUCUUAUCAUUACCCUAAUUGCAAUUGCACUGCAUCGAUUAACGAUUCACAUUCUUAUGUGGAGAUUGACCUGACACCACCAAGCAGUAUUAAUUUUUGUAAACUGGUAUCCAUUGUAUUCAGCAGUCCAUUGACGCAUGUGUUGAAUGCAAGAUUACAACUUGCUUGUAAAUGUCCAGGACCCAAUUUAGAGAUUGAGGUUUAUGGAGGCUGCGAGAAUAAUUACAUCACCAUACAUGCUUGCAUACAAUAUUAUAAACAUACGGCAACUACAAGUUUUACGACCAUGUUUGAAAAUGGUGAAGAUAUGCCGAAUAUUUCUACGAUAACUGUAGCUGAUGCUGAUAAGGAACAAAUGUGUAGACAUAUCUACAAAACCUGUUUACCGUAUUUCCCAACCGGAAAUGAUUUCUUUGAUGCUUACAUGAAUCAAAUCGUAGCGAUUUUUGAAAAAUGGUUAUACGAACAGAUCUUUUUUGGAAUGAAGUUUUAUUCUAUCCCUAACACAAUCUGCAUACCGGAUAUUAAACAUUAUGAAAAACAAGGCAAACCGGAAGCCAUUAUUAAACUUCCUCUACAACAUAUAAUGAACAUUCUAAUCGGACCUCUAUUCAUGGCACCUUUUGAAAUAAAAUACUCGGAAAAGAAACCCAUAUGGAUGAUAAUCCGGAAGUUCUAUCGUGAAUUGUUAAACUUCUUAAUGACUCUGGGUUGUUUCGUGAAUAUGAUCCGAUGUGAAAUAUUACUACCUUAUAAUAUGUAUCAAGAAUUCAUGAUUCACAUGGAACGCUCCGAGAAUAUUUUACCAGCAAAAUGGUUUAAUCUGAUGGCGAAGCAAGCCUGGCUCGAUCUCUUGAUGCAAUCUUAUAAAGUCUUAGUCUGUCGAAGAAUACUACAAAAUGCACAAGCAUUGUCUUCCCCUGCUGCAAGAUCAUUGAUGGCGUUGAUGAAUGUAAGCUCAAAUGAAUUACCUAUAACAGAACGUGGCGGAAUCACAGUCUCCAUGGUGAAUAUAUUCUCGGAGGAAGCUGUCAUGCUUAUACAGUGGGUAAAUAAACAUUAUCAGGAACUCAAAGAGAAGUUUAUCAAUACCCACGAAGGAAAUGAGAUGAGUGAUACUUUCAAAAGAUCAAAAAUCGAGACUUAUGAUGAUGAUCUCUCGGAUGGCCUUGGGAUUAUCUCAUGUAUAGUAGCAAAUUGUUGUUUUUUGGAGGAAUAUUUAACAGGGAUUUAUGCUCCUGCGAUGGAUCGCAUGGAGAAAUUUAAUAACGCGUAUAUUUUGAUCAAGAUGUUGACUCUUCUACAAGUUAGUUUCAAAUUGAAGCCGAUUGAUAUUAUUGAACCUAAUACUGUUCAUAUGAUCAUGUUUUUGACGUAUUUGUAUGAUUUUCUUCAACCGUUGAAAGGGCAAGAGACACUUGUUAUCUCUGCGGAAUUAUCAGAAACAAAAGUUGAAGAAAUUUCGAUAUUCAAUGAUAAUCCACGUAAAAUUUAUUACAAAGUGAUAUUUUUCAAUAACACUGAUGAUUUAUUCUCGGUGAAAGAAUCGCUGAUUACAGUCAAUCCAGGAACUCCCUACAAAUUAGCUCUUCAUUACACCUGUCGGUUUCUACGCGUGCAGAAAACAGUUCUUUUAUUGAGUGGAGAAAUACCUGGAUAUCAAUACACAAACUCAAAGAUUUAUUACAUAGAAGGACGUCCUAUGUUCAGCAAAAGUAAAAUCCCAUCAAUUGAACUGAAAAGUGUGAUUUAUCAAAUCACACAAGUUAGUUUUGACAUCCAGAGUCCCUAUAAGGCACAAGGCAGUUAUGAUAUCUACAUUGUGAAUGAUUCCAUACCGGAAGUAGGCUUUAUCUUGGAAUCAAUGAUUGCUUACGAGAGUAUUUUGGAAACAAGUGCACUUAUGCGGUGUAAAUUUCAUUCGGCUGUUGGUGAAGCUGAUGAAACCGGAAAGAUACCCAUGAUGGCUGAUAUAUGCAACACUAUUAACACAAUAAAAAGAGUUGGAUAUUGUUUAGGAACAAAACCAUUGGUGAUUUUAUCGUUAAUAUUGAUAUCAUCACGAAACCAAUGAAAAAGGUGAGUCUUUUGAUGUUGCAUCUACAGAAAAAGUUAAGUCACUUCCCUUGUACGUGUCCAAAGAAGAGACCGGAUGUUACUAAUACAAAAUGUCCGCGGAAUGCAAAGGUUAUGAUUCCUUGUCGAAAUGUGUAUCUGUGGAAUGCUGUUAUGACUUCGUUCCUAGCUGGGAGGGAUCCUGAAGAGGCUGAAUUUUGGGAUAUUUAUGGAAAUACACCGGUUGGUUCACAUAUUGUUGAGAGACUUCUAUAUGACCACAAAAAGUUCCUCAAUGAAGAUAUGGCUUAUUUUAUGAACAAAACAUUUACUUAUAUGGUUCGUACAAAAUCACCUGAUUUGAUUGUUACCCAAAAGAAGAAAGUCAUCGAUGAAGCGGCCAUGUUACAAGAAAAAACCGAAAUUUUAGUUCAUUUCAAUGAAAUUAUCAACUCUUUUUAUUUAAUCCUGGAGUCUACUGACGAAAAAGAGACGAGAACUUAUAAAGUACGCGUGAACUAUGAUUAAACUUCCAGAAUUUUGUUUAAAAAAAAAUUUAAAGUUCAA